AUGCCUUCCCACGAGAACAUCGAGUUCCGCACGCUGGACAACACAGUCCUGCGAGGCUGUCUAUUCCCUGCAGCCCAGCGAGGUCCAGGAAUCAUCAUGACGCCCGGCUUCAACGCAACCAAAGAGAUGCUCGGCCUCCCCACAACAGCCGCAUCCUUCCAACGCGCCGGCAUCACAGCCCUAACCUACGACCCGCGCGGUGUCGGUCUCAGCGACGGCACGCCGCGCAACGACAUCAACCCCUUCCAAUGCGUCGACGACCUCUCCGACGCCCUCACCUUCCUCCUCUCGCACCCAGCCAUCGACCGCACCCAAGGCGUCGGCCUCUGGGGCAUGUCCCUCGGCGCGAGCAUCGCGCUCGUGACCUCCGCCGUGGACCCGCGCGCGCGCUUCACCGUCGCCGUGUGCCCCGUCGUCGGGGCCACGCAGAACCUGCCCAAGCUGUCCGGCGUGCUCGCCAAAGCCGCGCAGGACCGCGAGUCCCGCCUCAAGGGCAACGCGCCCUUCUACGUGCCCAUGCUCACGAAGACGGGCGAGAACCCAGCCGGGUUUAACCUGGGUUUUGAGCGCGCCGUCGCCAUGCGCCUGCUCAAUGCCCAGGACGUGAACGACCCGCUCAGGGCGGAGCUGGCGCCUAACCAUGUCAACCGCACGACUGUCGGCACGUAUCGGAAUAUGCUGCUCUGGGAGCCCAGCCAUAUGUGGAAGUAUCUGGCGCGCCCGGUGCUGUUUGUUCUGGCGGAGCGGGAUGCGGUUGUCGGGACUGAGACGCAGAAGAGGCAUUUUGAGAUGUUGACGGCGGAUAAGGAGUUGUAUGUGCAGAUGGGUGCGGUGCAUAUGGAUAUCUUGGAGGGGGUGCAUCAGGCAGAUGUUAAUCGGGUGCAGACGGAAUCUAUCACCAGUCUUCUUUCGAAACACCUACAUCGCAACCCCGAACCACAGCCCCAUUCCCAAAAGCACAUUCACCAGCAACUGAUGAAAUCCAACCCAAAGCGCAACGUUGACAUACUUUGGUGCGAGCACCGUCCACAGGACACCAUCAUCGCGCCACCACAGACACGACGCCAUCACGGCAAGGACACCGCACGCGGAAUAGAGUGUCUGGUAACGUCUCGACUUUUCGCUGCGGUUGUUGCGCUUAGGAGCCGCAGCCCAGCAAGCGACCACCAUACCGGGCCAAUCCAGUUACUUAGAAUGGUCUGGAGCGAGACGAGAAGGACAUUCUGCAUGCUGUCGGUGUGCGAGAUCCCGUUGUACCCGUUCAUCAUGUCAAGUGAGGCGAGGGAGUUGCUGCGGCCGCCGGAGAAGAAGGCGCUUUGGGCGAGGAGGAGGACCGUCAGUGAUAUUGUGGAGGCGUCUGAUUGA
Molecule: messenger RNA, 1365 nt
Organism: Aspergillus terreus NIH2624
Lineage: Eukaryota; Fungi; Ascomycota; Eurotiomycetes; Eurotiales; Aspergillaceae
Product: alpha/beta hydrolase
Exons: 4
Coding region: 1-1365 (454 amino acids)
Source: RefSeq, a predicted model, not a curated record